CAGAUACCUUUGUAAAAGAAAGUAACACUCUUUACCCUUUCUUACCCUUUCUUAACCCUCUCUUUGUCAAUGAAGAGACUUUUGAUUUUUCGUUUAGUCUGUGUACUACCUUCAACCGUUGCUCACGUAUAUUUUUUUUUUUUCGAAUUUUAUUUAAAAUUAUUUACACCUAACAGUCGGUUAGUUUGUAUUUCACGCAAUCGUAUUAUUUUUGUUUUUGUGUGUGUUUUUCAUAUAUAUUUUAAAAAUGUUUCAAUGCGAACAAUGUCCUUUGAGAUUCAGCUACAAAAAUAAUUUGAUCGCUCACCGAAAAUCACAUUUAAGAUUGUUUAAAUGUGAUCAAUGUACUUCAGAGUUCACGGCAAAACGUAAUUUGUUGGCUCACCAAAAAACGCACACGGGUCUGCGUUACCCGUGUACAAUUUGUGCUGUAACGUUUAGUUACAAGUCCAACCUCAAAAAACAUUUAAAAAAAUAUCAUGAUGGCAUUCCAGCACCGCUGAUAGAAAAUAUUCAAAUCGCGCCAAACAUUUUCGUUCCCGAUAUACCGGCUGGAGGGUCUUCCGUACGAGAUACCACAGAACCGCUCAUCCAAACUGCUCCCGUAUCAACAGUGCAAGAUAACGCGAUGGACGAAUUUUCGAACCUUGGUGACGAUGAAUGUAUAGAAGUUUUAAACAUUAUUGAAAAUCUUGGACUCUGCGAUAAUGAAGAUUCAUAUACUACGGGUGAAAACGGUAAACGUGUUUCCUCAGCCAACACAAAGUCAGCUAUAAUUGCUAAAAAAGCGCGCUUGAAUCUAGUACAGUCCCCUGGGUUUGUAGAAAUAUCGACGUCCUCGAAUCGUACAAUCACCUGGUAUUACGUUAAAAAUACCAAUUGUAUAAAAAACUAUGUAUACUUCUUAGAUCUGAUUAAAUCUGAACUAGUCAAUCUAUUAAAAUCAAUUGCGAGCAAACACCCUAUAAAGUUUAAUUUAAAACUAGAAGCAACGUAUAAUAUCCCGCACAAAGAAUAUUCAUCCGAAAACCGUGCUUUUAAAACUUCGGCUAGGGAGGUUUUCACUGAUACUGGCGUACAAGAAAUCGUCGAAGAAGCAUUUGCAAAGUUAAUGAGAGAGGAAACUGAAUAUUCCGGCAAGGGCAGUGGCUUUACAUUUCAGUGUAUAGACGGAUUAUUGUUAGGUGUUUAUAAAUAUACGCCGAUGGGCGGUUCAUCAUAUAUUGAAUUGCCUGCGUUUAUCGAUAGGAAGCGGGCCACCAUCAACCCACAAAAUGUAGACCAGCAAUGUUUCAUGUGGGCAAUUCUCGCGAGGCAUGUGACAACGGAUAAAUAUAAAUAUUGUGUAGGAGAAAAUUACAAAAAACAUUUGGACAAGUACAAUUUCGACGGCCUCACUUUCCCAACGCCUCUCCAUCAAGUAAACAUUUUUGAAAGAAAUAAUCCGAACGUGUCUGUCAAUGUUUACGGUCUCGAUAAACAAUUUCAACCACCAAAAUUUCCGGAAUAUAAAAUAUUUCCUCUGAAAGUAGUACAUGAAGAAAAACCCGAUCAUUUUGACUUAUUACUAAUAUCGAACGAAGAUAACAGUCACUAUAUCUACAUCUCCAAUUUUUCACGACUUAUUCGAACACAAAAAACCAAACAUGAUGGACAAUCAAUUUUUUGCAAACGGUGCUUUACAUCAUUCGAUAAUCAGCAAAACAAAUUUAAAUUAAACGGAGUAGCUGGAUUAGAGCAGCAUAAAUUAAUAUGUGGGGAACACAAACCUAUAUUACCUAAGAUGCCUGAACCAGGAUCAAUGCUCAAGUUUACUGAAUGGAAUAAAACGCAACGUCAUCCUAUAGUGAUUUAUGCGGAUUUUGAAGCAAUUCUCAAGAAAAGCGAUGAGAAAAUUGGAAAUAAAACAACAGCUUUUCAAGAACACGAAGCCAUGAGUUAUGGAUUUAUUGUCAAGGCAAAUGAAGACAUACCCGUUGAACUGCUUGAGAAAUUCAGAAUUCCAAUUUCACCUAUAAUUUAUCGUGGAAAUGAAAAUAAUAAGGAUGUGGCGGAACAUUUUAUAAACAGUAUUGUCGAAAUUGCAGAAAAAAUUGAAAAAUUGCUAAAAACAAACACCCCCAUAAUUUACACAACCGAACAGCGAAAAACACAUGAAUCAUGUACUACAUGUAAUUUAUGUAAAACCAAGUUUUCUCAAGAAAAUCAUAAAGUUGCUGAUCAUUGCCAUUUAUCAGGAAAAUUUAGACAGUCAUUAUGUAAUACGUGUAAUCUUAAACUUCGAACACCCAACUUCGUACCGGUAUUUUUCCAUAAUUUAUCAAAUUAUGACGCACAUUUUAUUGUCACCAGUCUUGGCUAUAAUACAAAUUCUAUUUCGGUAAUACCAAACAGUGAAGAAAAGUUUAUUUCGUUUUCAAAAUACAUUAGCAACUCCUUCACUAUAAGAUUUAUAGCCUCCAGUUUAUCAACACUUUCAAAAAAUUUAAUUACGCCCAGAUUUGAAAAAUUUAGAAAUAGUGCCAAACAUUUUUCUACACAGGAUUUACCACUAGUCACCCGUAAAGGGGUAUACCCGUAUGAUUAUACAGAUGACUGGGAUAAACUUGAAGAAACCAGUUUACCGGCAAAAGUAGAUUUUUACAGUUUAUUGGAAGAAUCACAUAUAAAAAAUGAAGAUUAUGAACAUGCAAAGAUAGUUUGGAUCCAUUUCGACUGUCAAACACUAGGGGAAUACUCUGACCUUUAUUUAAAAAUCGAUGUGCUAUUGUUGACUGAUGUGUUUGAAAAUUUUCGAGACCUCUGUAUAACCACUUACCACCUUGACCCAUCAUUUUACUAUACAGCACCUGGAUUUAGUUUUGACUGUAUGUUGAAAUACACUGGCCAACAACUGGAAUUAAUUCAUGAUUAUGACAUUUUGAUCAUGUUUGAGAAAAGUAACGAG
This is a messenger RNA of Melanaphis sacchari, 2947 nucleotides long. RefSeq lists its product as uncharacterized. The record is from RefSeq and is a predicted model, not a curated record. The annotation marks the transcript as partial. Lineage: Eukaryota; Metazoa; Arthropoda; Insecta; Hemiptera; Aphididae. The transcript is spliced from 3 exons.